AUAAAGAGGUUUCCGCGUUCUUUCGGGAAGUUGAUCUUUGGCCAGUGCGGAAGGGAAGUUUAACUAGUCUACGUUCCCGUGAAGACUAAGGUGCUUCCAGGCACACGUCGUUUUAUCAGAUAGAUUGUCUUUACUUUGCAUAGAUCCACAGAGGCUUCGCGAUUCAUUUAUCAUUAUGUCAUCAUUGCUUUAACGCAUCCGCACCUGGCGUCGAUUAUUGCGCGCUCUCUUCUCUCGACUUGUAUAGGCUACUCUGAAAAUGAGUGAUCAGAGAACAAACUGUUUAAAAACAGCACUUCAGUUGACUUCUCAACUAAUGUUGGCAGUGGGGAUACUGGUGUGCCUGAAUGGAGUUUACCUGCUGAUGAAGUAUGGAGAGAAUAGCCGCUUUUUUUCAGAGUCCUACAUGACCCUGACCGCUUUGGUCACAGUCACUAGUGCUGCGUUGCUAUUGGUCACCGGAUGCCUUGGCUCCUGGGUGAGCCUCAAGGAUUCCAUCUGUCUACAGGGACUGUUUGUUUACCUCCUAGUUGUGGUCUUUUGUGUGAAAAGUACGGCUUCAGCACUGGCUUAUUUCCAUUCAGUGACGCUUGAUACAGAGAUGGCUCCCUUCAGUGGAGUGUUUGAGAAUUACACCGGCAGCAGCGAGGACUCCAAUUCUCGGUCUGUGGAUGCUUUGCAAGAGGAGCUCAAAUGUUGUGGUGUGAAGAACUACACGGACUGGCUGGAAACCACCUGGUUUAAUAAAAGUGGAGGGCUCAGGUUUCCUCACAGUUGCUGCAACGUUACUUUCCCCACUUGUAAUGGCACUGUUCACCAGCCAUGGCAAAUUUACACACAGGGCUGCCAAGAGGAGCUGUGGAAGAUCAUACAGUUUGCGCUGAAAAUGGUCAUCUGGAGCUCCCUAUUGGUUUAUGUGGUGGAGAUUGGGUUGUUUGUGACGGUGACACAGCUCAUGAGAACAAAUAGAUUUAUGAGGUACCAAGUACUGGAAAAAAACUAAAGAUGCUCUAAUGGAUGGAAGAUCACUACACUUUGAAUAUAUAUUGUUCAAAUCUCAAAACUAUUGAGUCACACUAUGAAACAUGUAAAACUGGAGAAAGUCGUUUUGUGUAAUACAUGUACAGAUGUCUUUUGUUAUCACUGGAUUGUCUAUCACCAAAAGACUGACAGUUUUUUGCAAUAAACAUUAGAAUCAGAAUACUUUAAUAAUCCCUAAAGAACUUAUGUAAUUAUGUAAACAUAUUGCAGAACUAGCCAGUGUGGACUUCUGGCCUGAAAAAAUGUAGGCAAAGAUGGGGCAAAGGGCUUAGAGAUGUAUCCUAACUUAGGUUUGAUGAAUAUGAGUUACUGUCACAGACUUUUUUGGCCUACAGAGGGCUGGCACAUUUGCUCUCUCAAGCAAUUUUUGCUUUGAAUGUGUGUGGUUGAUUUGUGUUAUGUUUGUAUCUUGAUUGUCAGUGGAUUACUGUAUGUGGAGAAUUCCGUCACUGCCUGUGUAAUAAUGUUUUGUUAUUAGACUGAAAGUGGUGCAUACAGAAUUACUUUAUAAAAGAAAUAUUAAUGAAGUGAAAAUUAA
Molecule: messenger RNA, 1579 nt
Organism: Oreochromis niloticus (Nile tilapia)
Lineage: Eukaryota; Metazoa; Chordata; Actinopteri; Cichliformes; Cichlidae
Gene: tspan37
Product: tetraspanin 37
Exons: 7
Coding region: 260-1003 (247 amino acids)
Cellular component (GO): plasma membrane
Source: RefSeq, a predicted model, not a curated record